GUCAGAAGAUCACAAGGUGCCCGGAUGAGCCGCCAUCUUGGACUUGGUGGAAAUAGCUCCGGAUACCUUCCUCUUCGACUUUUCCAACAAUUCCCAAGAUCUAAGGACUACUAAGACUCCAGAAUGGCCACUCUUGACCAGCAGCUGGACUGUGCGCUGGACCUGAUGCGCAGACUUCCACCACAGCAGAUCGAGAAGAACCUCAGCGACCUCAUUGACUUGGUGCCUACACUGUGUGAAGACCUGCUGUCGUCCGUAGACCAGCCGCUGAAGAUCGCCCGCGACAAACAAGUGGGGAAGGACUACCUUCUGUGUGACUACAACAGGGAUGGGGACUCCUACAGGUCCCCCUGGAGUAACGUAUACGACCCUCCCCUGCCUGAUGGAGCCAUGCCGUCAGAGAGGUUGAGGAAACUGGAGAUUGAAGCCAACAAUGCCUUUGAGCAGUACAGGGACAUGUAUUUUGAGGGAGGCGUGUCGUCAGUAUACCUGUGGGAUCUAGAUCACGGAUUUGCAGGCGUGAUCUUGAUCAAAAAGGCGGGAGAUGGAUCCAAGAAGAUUAAGGGUUGCUGGGAUUCCAUCCACGUUAUAGAAGUUCAGGAGAAGAGCAGUGGGAGGAGUGCACACUACAAGCUGACGUCUACAGCCAUGCUGUGGUUACAGACCAACAAGCAAGGAUCAGGAACAAUGAACCUGGGAGGCAGUUUGACUCGACAGAUGGAGUCAGAUUCCAAUGUUAAUGAAUCCAGUCCCCACAUCGCCAACAUUGGCAAGAUGGUUGAGGACAUGGAGAAUAAAAUCCGCAACACAUUGAAUGAAAUCUACUUUGGCAAGACAAGGGAUAUUGUCAAUAGCCUAAGGUCUGUGGUGCCUCUUCCCGAUCAGAAGCAACAGGCUUUACUGAGGCAAGACUUGGCCCAGGCGCUAAAGAAACGAGCGGGUGCCGACUCUUAGGCAGCUAACCCCUAACCUCAUAGUGUUCCUGUCAACAGUACGCGGCACCUUCCCUGUGCAGUUUCCAAAAAAUAAAAACAAGUAACUCUAGAUCGUCCCCAAAAUCUAUCCUCUAGGUCUUUUGACAGGCAAAGUUGACUGAAACGCAACUGAAUUUCCUUAUGAUUUAACAUUAGACAGUGAAAGAGCUGUUUCUUUCUUGAAGUUGAAGAAACGCCACCAAUUUUUUUUAGCACAGCACAAUAGCUGGGCCACUCUUAUGUGUUAUUAUCUGCCACUAUACAGCAUAGGCACAAGGCGUAAUUUGCUUCAUGAAGAUUUUGAAUAAUACUAGCGCAACUAUUAGUUAUUGAAAUAGCAUUACACUUCGAGUUCAACCAAGAGAUUUUGAUACAUUGAGUAUCAACUACGGAAAUGUCUCCUACAUUUCAAUAAGGAAGAUAUUUUUCUAUCAGCUGAUAGGUCAUACAUGUAUUUACGAGUAUACAAUAUACCAGCCUAUUGACAUUGCAUCACUUUGUUAAAAAGUGUGAUAAAGCAAUGAAAAUCUUUGCAUACUUAAGAAGAGGUUUCUGUUUUGUACACGAGGAGGAAGGAUGGAAAACAAGAAUUGUGCAGUGUAAUUGUAAGAUGUGAACAAGGAAGGUAGAAGAUUUAAGUAUUCAUUACCAUGCAAAAGUUCAGAGGUUGCACAUUUUACUUACCAGGAGUGUUGGUUGCAACAAAAAAAUCAGGUUGCACAGUGCAAUCAAAUAGUCAGUUGCUUUCAUAUUGGAACAAAGCCGCAAUAUACAAAAAUGUACGUAAUUUCCAAGUAGUUGCACAUUCUGCUUGGUUGCAGCUCUACAAAUAAUAGGUUGCACAGUGCAAUCACGUUGUUGCUUGUUUCGGAUAUCAGAGACAAAGGCUGUGCAUGGGGUUUUUGAAGACCAUGAUUGUGCAGUCUGUGACAUCAUACCAUACAUAACAAGUAGACAAACAGAAAAGGAAUGUCACAUUUGGGACCACAUAUUUUUUGGAGCAAAUCUUUUCAAAACGUGUGGGUUUCGGAAACUGCACAGAGGAGGUUGCUGGCUCUAGCUAUGAUUGGAAAAUUUCUAGCCGUCUUUGCUACCAAAUAAUUGCUUUAGAAGUACGUAAUGUAUCAUGGCAUUUUUCCAGAGGUAGAAAACAAAAUUUACAUAGUAUGGUGAGACAGGGACACUAUAUGUAGCUUUGAACAAUUGGCAGUGUGAAAUUUUGUGUUGAACAGAAUGAUUUUCUAGCCAACCUGGAACAUGUUACAUGCUGUCAUACAGAGAUUUUUUGGGAGAUAUUAAUUAGUAAAAGCAUGAUAGAUUUAUAUCCGACUACCCCUGUUCUAUGUGUGUCUUUAUUAACCAAAAUUCUGAUGUAUUUUUGGAGAUUUGAACUCUUGCUAGUAACAAUUAAGAUUUACCCUUUUGUAAAUGCAUAUAGCUACACCACACAAAUUAACAAGAAGAUAGGUUGUACAGCCAAGUGCAUAUCAACAAGCAUAUACCAUUUAAGGACACUAUCUGUGUAUGUUUUUGCAUUUAUGUCUCCCUCGGAGUAAUUAUUGUAUUUUACACUGCACGGAAUAUGCUGUAAAUUAAAGAUGGUGACUAAUGAUUGAGAAUCAAAACCUUUUUU
Messenger RNA from Branchiostoma belcheri (Belcher's lancelet), 2607 nucleotides. RefSeq names its product F-actin-capping protein subunit beta. The transcript has 9 exons. Gene Ontology annotation, cellular component: cytoplasm; F-actin capping protein complex. Lineage: Eukaryota; Metazoa; Chordata; Leptocardii; Amphioxiformes; Branchiostomatidae. Bases 124 to 954 code for a protein of 276 amino acids. Gene Ontology annotation, biological process: barbed-end actin filament capping; negative regulation of filopodium assembly; regulation of lamellipodium assembly. The record is from RefSeq and is a predicted model, not a curated record. Gene Ontology annotation, molecular function: actin filament binding.